Sarcophilus harrisii (Tasmanian devil) is the source of this 427-nucleotide messenger RNA. RefSeq names its product histone H4. Gene Ontology annotation, cellular component: nucleosome. Gene Ontology annotation, biological process: nucleosome assembly. The record is from RefSeq and is a predicted model, not a curated record. The transcript has a single exon. Gene Ontology annotation, molecular function: DNA binding; protein heterodimerization activity; structural constituent of chromatin. Bases 64 to 375 code for a protein of 103 amino acids. Lineage: Eukaryota; Metazoa; Chordata; Mammalia; Dasyuromorphia; Dasyuridae.
UUCUCAACGCUGGUCAUUCUGCAUUUUGAGUUUUCAGACUCUUUUGCAUUCACUAAAUUCAUCAUGUCUGGCCGAGGAAAAGGAGGCAAGGGGCUUGGUAAGGGGGGUGCCAAGCGGCACAGGAAGGUGCUCCGGGAUAACAUCCAGGGCAUCACCAAGCCCGCCAUCCGCCGUCUGGCUCGGCGCGGGGGCGUCAAGCGUAUCUCGGGGCUCAUCUACGAGGAGACCCGCGGGGUGCUGAAGGUGUUCCUGGAGAACGUGAUCCGGGACGCCGUCACCUACACCGAGCACGCCAAGAGGAAGACGGUCACCGCCAUGGACGUGGUCUACGCCCUAAAACGCCAGGGCCGCACUCUCUACGGCUUCGGCGGCUAAACUUUGUCUAUUCAAAUUAAACAGAUCAAAAGGCCCUUUUCAGGGCCCUUCA